Messenger RNA from Microthlaspi erraticum, 1725 nucleotides. Lineage: Eukaryota; Viridiplantae; Streptophyta; Magnoliopsida; Brassicales; Brassicaceae. The record is from the annotation of a GenBank genome assembly.
AUGUCUGCCCAAAGAGUCUCAAAGGGUGUUUCUCGAGAUUUAAUCAGCAGCCUGCCAGAUGAGGUUCUCGGAAAAAUCCUGUCACUGCUUCCGACAAAGCUUGUUGCUUCCACAUCGGUUCUGUCCAAAAGAUGGAGGAAUCUUCUCUCCCUCGUCGAAAACCUUGAUUUCAACGACGCAACAGGUAAUCCUCGUGGCUUCUCCGAUUUCGUCGACAAAACACUCGCUCUCUUAACCAACUCCUCAAUCAUCAAGAGAUUCUCUCUCAACUGCGAGCACAAGCACGACAAAACCCGAGUCGACACGUGGAUUCACACUGUCCUGAAGCGUGGCUUCUCGGAGCUUCAUUUGCAGAGCGUGUGUAUGGGUUUCUUACAAACCGAGUUCUUCACGAGCAACACGCUCGUUAACCUCACGUUGGCAUUAUCCGUUACGUUUCGGACCGAUGGUUACAUCCCUCACAGUGUCGUGUUUUUCCCGAAGCUCAAGACGCUAUCUCUCGUUUUAGUUGGGCUUGCAGGUAGUGAGGUUUAUGAGUAUCUCAUCUCUGGCUCCCCUGUGCUUGAGGAACUGUUCAUACAUUAUGAUGCUGAUCGUUCCUCGGCUAUGAUGAAUGAAGAGGUGUUUUUUAAUCCUUCCACCAUUGUGUCGAGUCUUACCGUUAAGCGACUGGCCAUCUCUUACGGCUUUCCUGGUGACCAUGAGGUUCCUAAUACUGUGUGGUUUAAGACGCCGAGUCUUUUGUACCUUGACUAUUCUGGUUACGCCACGGAUCAGUAUCAUGCUGAUUUCGGUUCGCUUGUGGAAGCUAAACUGGAUCUUCGGUUUUCCGGGAAGCGAGUUUUGAAUGCGGAUAUGAAUGGUAUUGAUGAUACUGGUGAGGGUGGUAAUACUGCUUUAGGUAAGGAUGAUGACUAUAUAAAGGAUGACAAGUACUGUAGUCGUUGUGAACAUGAUGAUGAUGAUGAUGAGGAGGAGGAUGACGAUGAUGAUGAUGAGGAUUGUGGUUUUGGUAAGGAUGACAAGUACUGUAGACGUUGUGAACAUGAUGAUGAUAGUGAUGAUGAUGAUGAGGAUGAUGACGAUUGGGGUUUUGGUAAGGAUGAUGAAAAGAUAAAGGAUGACAAGUACUGUAGUCGUUGUGAACAUGAUGAUGAUGAGGAUGAUGAUAGUGAUCAUGAUGAUAGUGAUCGUGAGGAUGAGGAUGAGGAUGAUGAUGAUGAUAGUGAUGAAGAGGAGGUGUUUCACUAUGACUGUAAAUCGAUGCCGGUCUUUCACAACCUCCUUACUCUAUCUAUUGAGAGCAACGAAGAAAAAGGAUGGCAAGUGUUGCCACUUCUCCUCAACAACUCUCCAAGCCUAGAAACUUUAGUCAUCAAGGGUCUUGUGCACAAAGUUACAAAUAAAUGCGGUAACGCCUGCGUUUGCAUCACUCAGAAGAAGAAGAAGAAGGAGGAGGAGGAGGAGGAAGAGGAAGUAUGUUGUUUAUCGACAUGUCAUGUGAAGGUGCUAAACAUUUUAGCGUAUGGAGGAACUGAUAGAGAGCUGAAACAGAUGAGACAUUUCUUGGAAAAUCUGAAAUGUCUUGAAACUGUCAUGGUCAAGGUUGGUGUUGAAGUGGAUCGCCGACAAGACAGAAAUGUUUACAACAACUACAAGAGAAUCACCAAUGAUCUUACUAUGCUUCCUAGAGUUUCAUCAAAAUGUCAGAUCCAUUUCUCCUGA